This is a messenger RNA of Corapipo altera (White-ruffed manakin), 3180 nucleotides long. It is a transcript of the gene IFT56, whose product is annotated as tetratricopeptide repeat domain 26. Gene Ontology annotation, molecular function: intraciliary transport particle B binding; protein binding. Gene Ontology annotation, biological process: intraciliary anterograde transport; intraciliary transport involved in cilium assembly. Bases 82 to 1746 code for a protein of 554 amino acids. The record is from RefSeq and is a predicted model, not a curated record. Gene Ontology annotation, cellular component: intraciliary transport particle B; ciliary base; ciliary basal body. The transcript has 19 exons. Lineage: Eukaryota; Metazoa; Chordata; Aves; Passeriformes; Pipridae.
UUCGCCGCCGCCUUCCGCCGCCCCGCCGUUACCCCGGCAACGCCGCCGCCGUGGGAGCGCGGAGUCCGGGCCGGCCGCAGGAUGAUGCUCUCCCGUGCCAAGCCGGCCGUGGGGGGUACCCCGCCGCCGGGAGACAGGCGAAGAAAGAAAGGGAAGGAGGUGCCGCAGCUGGAAGAACUCCUGGCCCAGAGGGACUUUACCGGCGCGAUCGCCUUGCUGGAGUUUAAGCAGCAAGUGGGUGAGCAGGAGGAGGAUGCCAACCUUUGGAUUGGAUACUGUGCAUUUCAUUUGGGUGACUACAAGAGAGCUCUGGAGGAGUAUGAGGCCUUAACCAGACAACCAACUUGCAAUCCAGAUGUUUGGGUGAACCUUGCCUGUACGUACUUCUUUCUGGGGAUGUACACGCAAGCAGAACAAGCAGCUUUGAAAGCACCGAAGAGUGGUCUGCAGAACCGUCUGCUCUUUCACCUGGCACAUAAGUUCAGUGAUGAAAAGAAACUGAUGAGCUCUCACCAGAAUCUGCAAGAUAUUACAGAAGAUCAGCUUAGCUUGGCAUCUAUCCACUACAUGCGGUCCCACUACCAAGAGGCAAUUGAUAUCUACAAACGCAUUCUACUUGAGAAUCGGGAAUACCUGGCUCUGAAUGUAUAUGUGGCCCUAUGCUAUUACAAGCUGGAUUACUAUGAUGUAUCACAGGAAGUGCUAGCUGUUUAUCUUCAGCAAGUUCCUGACAGCACCAUUGCUCUUAACCUUAAGGCUUGUAACCAUUUCCGACUUUACAAUGGGAAGGCUGCUGAGGCAGAGCUCAAGAACUUGACUGACAGUGCCUCAUCAUCUUUUGAGUUUGGCAAGGAGCUCAUUAAACACAAUCUGGUGGUUUUCCGAGGAGGAGAAGGGGCUUUGCAGGUCCUGCCUCCUUUGGUUGAUGUUAUUCCUGAGGCAAGACUGAAUCUUGUGAUUUACUAUCUCCGGCAAGAUGAUGUGCAGGAGGCUUAUAACCUGAUUAAGGACCUGGAACCUACAGCUCCACAGGAGUACAUCCUCAAAGGAGUUGUAAAUGCAGCACUUGGACAAGAAGUUGGCUCAAGAGAUCAUCUGAAAAUUGCUCAGCAGUUCUUCCAGUUGGUCGGGGAAUCAGCCAGCGAAUGUGAUACCAUUCCAGGGAGACAGUGCAUGUCCUCCUGCUUCUUUCUUCUUAGACAGUUUCCUAAUGUCCUAAUUUACCUCAACUCAAUCAAGAGUUACUUCUACAAUGAUGACACUUUUAACUUCAACUAUGCUCAAGCCAAAGCUGCAACAGGCAAUUUUAAAGAGGCUGAAGAGGUGUUCCUUUUGAUCCAGAGUGAGAAGAUAAAGAGUGAUUUUAUUUACCUUAGCUGGCUAGCUCGCUGCUAUAUUAUGAAUAAGAAACCACAGUCGGCCUGGAAGCUCUAUCUGAAGAUGGAAACCUCAGGGGACUCCUUUAACCUGUUGCAACUCAUUGCAAAUGAUUGCUACAAAAUGGGUCAGUUUUACUAUUCAGCCAAAGCGUUUGAUGUUCUGGAGAGACUGGACAAUAAUCCUGAAUACUGGGAAGGCAAGAGAGGUGCUUGUGUGGGUGUAUUUCAAAUGAUCUUAGCUGGCCGAGAAGCAAAAGAGACUCUGAGGGAAGUACUGCAUCUUCUGAAGAGCGAUGGUAACUCUCAAGUAGAAUAUAUUGUCCGCAUCAUGAAAAAGUGGGCCAAGGAGAACCGAGUCCCUGUUUAAGUCAGUACCACAAAAUGAACUGGGCAUUCAACGCAGGAUUUUUUCUGGUUUGUAAAAUGCUAAGUCCUAUGGAAGACCAGAAAUCAGCAUGACACUAAGAAGUAACUCAGUCUCUUAAAACAGUGAAGAAGAAUUUAGGUAAGAAUAGGCUGCACAAUUACUUACCAAUGUCAGGGGUCAUUCUUUUAAGGUCGGCAAAAUGACAUUUGAAAUAAAACUGUUAUACAGAAAAUGUAGCUUGUUUUCACAAGCAAUUCUGAUAUGUACCAUCCACUCUAUUCUUAAAAUCGUCACUGCUUUUGCUGCUAUUCUACAUGUGUUUUAAUAUGCUCAAAAAACUUUACAUUUCAUAUGUCUUCUCAGAAUACAACUUGAGGUGGGAAGAAAAUAGUUUUACAAAAUUUCAUUUGUCUAUUUAAAUUAUUCAUGUAUGGAAAAUCGUAUUUUGUAAGUAAUUUUUCAGAUGCUAUUUUUAAUGCUGUGGCAGCUCCAAAGCAGCUUUGUGUUGAAUCUGCAAUCUCGGUAUGUAGUUAAUUCUCGGUGAUAAAUAUGUGCUUUGCUUUUUGAAGGCAAUUUGGCUUGGAAAUAAAAUCAUGGAAAUAUGAAAAUGCUGAAAUGCACAUGCAAAGUAUGCUUCUGACUAUUCUGAUUGUAAGCUUAUAUGAAUGUUAAACAUGUCGCAAUUUGUAUAUGCAAGCACCCUCAGAUGUCUGUGAUAAUGUGCACCUACUUAGGUGUAGAACUUUAUAUGAGUAAAAGCAGUUUCCGAAGUGCUCAGAGGCAUUGAAAAACUCGGUUAGGAAAUUGGAGUUUUGUAAAAAUCAGUCUGAAAGUGAAAGGAAGACUUAAGAAAAAAAAAAUUCUGCGAGGUCACAGCCAAAUAUGUUGUAUGUCUUUAUAACUUCUAGAAGGUUGCUUUGCAAUCUACAUGUAUGUAUUACAUAAAAUUCUCCUUUUUGGGAGGAUGAACGUUGCUUGACAGUUGUUUCCUGAACAGUAACUAUAAUAAUUCUUCAUAUAUUAGAGUAUUUAAUAAAAAAUAAAUUUCUGAUAGUUACUAAAAUAUCUAUAAUUCUCUAAAAACUAGAAAAUAUUACAGUGGCAAGCGACCAAGGCUUGUCUAGCUUAUACUCUGCCUGACUCAAGGGCACCUAGAGUGUCUUGCCCUACGUCAGCACCCACAAGAGAAACCCUGAGCAAGAGCAAUCCUGUGGCACGUUAGCUUUUGUACUGCUGCGAAUUACUUCUAGACCGUUUUACCUCAUUAAACAGCAUUACUGCUUUUAGUGUAGAGAUUGCAAUUCAAACUGAGAACUCCCUACCCGGGCAAUCCUCCUUAUUAUGUUACAGGUGGGUGGGAGAGCUACUUGAAAUUGUGACUCAUUCUUGUGUGGUUUUAAUUACUAUUGGAAGAAUAAAACCAGCAGACAACAA